Molecule: messenger RNA, 1006 nt
Organism: Chironomus riparius
Lineage: Eukaryota; Metazoa; Arthropoda; Insecta; Diptera; Chironomidae
Source: the annotation of a GenBank genome assembly
AGUAUUUUUUGAACUUCCAGCAGUAGCACAUACUAAUUUCUAAAAUAAAAUGUUCGACAUUGAAAUUCCAGAAGAUGAAAUCAUCAAAAAAAUUGAGACACCUUUAAUGCAUGAUUUUGUAAAAAUCUCAUCAAAAGAUGAUCCAAAUAAAUUUUGUAUAUUGCCUCAACAUUUUGUUGAUAACUACCUUGAACGAGUUAAGAAUAUGGAAGUGUUCGAUGAUGAUAUUUGGGUUGUUACAUUCCCAAAAUGUGGUACGACUUGGUCACAGGAAAUGUCAUGGAUGAUUGGAAAUAAUCUUGAUUAUAAAAAGUCAACGGAAGUUUUACUGGAUGAGCGAUUUCCAUUUUUAGAAGCUGGAGGCCUUGCAGAUAAAAUUCCAAUGGAUACAUUUGAAAUAUGCGAAAACAUGCCUCGUCCACGUUACAUCAAGUCGCAUUUGCCAUUGUUUCUAUUGCCUGAUCAGCUAUGGACUGUAAAACCUAAGAUAAUAUACGUUGCACGAAAUCCUAAAGACACAGCUGUGUCAUGGUACUAUCAUCAUCAUAACUUGCAUGGAUAUCAAGGAACAAAAGCUGAUUUUAUGGAAGCAUUCGUAAAAGAUUUAGUCCUCUAUUCACCAAUGAAUCAGCAUGUGAUUGACUUUUGGAAUAUUCGUUAUGAGCAGAACGUUCUAUUUUUGUUCUUCGAGGAAAUGAAAAGAAAUUUGAGUCAGGAAGUCAAGAAGGUCAUGAAAUUCAUGGAAAAGGAUUAUACUCAGGAGGAAAUUGACAUUCUCUGCGUUCAUUUGUCAUUUGAUUCAAUAAAAAAUAACAAAAUGGUUAACAAGGAAGUUGAUAUAAAGAAUUGGAUGCAAAUGACUGGAAGGGAAUACAAUCCAGAGGAUUUCACAUUUAUUAGGAAAGGGAAGGUUGGAGGGUACAAGAAGGAACUGACUGAAGAAGAGAAUGACAUGUUUGAUGAAUAUAUUAAAAAAGCUGAAUUCGAAAUUGAGUAUCAGUUUUAA